UACCUCAGACUUCGCAGCUUCAAAGCAAACCUUGCUUUUUCCUUUUACAAACUCCUCUCAGAGAGUCAUACUUAAAAUCAUUCUCCCCUUUCUUUGAAAAUGGCAGCAGAAGAAGAAAUCGGGAGUGUCAACAACUCCAGCAACGGCAGCAACAGACGGAUGGGAAUGUCCCGAUGGAGACGAUUAUUCGCAUUGAAAAUCCUGAAGGAGAGGCUUCAGGUGAUGUAUGAGCCUGCGUACUACCCUCGACACGAUGAAAUGGUCCGCGAUUAUGAUCCAGUCCAGGAGUGCAUAGACCAGGAGAUACAAGAGGGUGUCAACUUCCUACCGGAUGGUGAACCACAGCUAUAGUUUUCCGUUUUCCGUUUUCCGUUUUCCGUUUUCCGUCGGCUAUAGUUUUGUUUCAUAUAAAUUUUCUGCU
Rubroshorea leprosula is the source of this 421-nucleotide messenger RNA. The record is from the annotation of a GenBank genome assembly. NCBI's taxonomy places the organism in Eukaryota, Viridiplantae, Streptophyta, Magnoliopsida, Malvales, Dipterocarpaceae.